Messenger RNA from Acaulospora colombiana, 225 nucleotides. The record is from the annotation of a GenBank genome assembly. NCBI's taxonomy places the organism in Eukaryota, Fungi, Glomeromycota, Glomeromycetes, Diversisporales, Acaulosporaceae.
AUGGUAACUCUCUCCAUUCGACACAAAGCGCUUUGCGUUUCCAGAAGAGCGGACAGAGAACGUGGUUUGUCGCACGCGAGACCAACCGGAGAGAAGGAAGAUCAGGAGGUCCUUACACACUUGCCUCUGACCAUGUGGGGGAAUCUCGUUGAGGACGCCAUGACAGCCUUGGAGAAACUGUUGGCUGUCGAUCACAUCUUAUUCCUCAUAAAAAUGAGUGUCUAG